UUAUCAAAGCGCAUAGAAGUACAAGUCCUUCAUUUCGCUCCGGACAAUAAAAUGUAUAAAGAUCGGGAUGGGAUUUGGGAUUUGGCCAGAGUUUGGGAUUAUAUGCAGUCAAUUUUUAAGAUUUAUAGUUUUGAAACAUGUCACGAGAAAAACAUGCCACAAAACGAAUAUAUUGAAGAAUCGAUAAAACGACAUGGUCGACGUUUGGAUUAUGAAGAGCGCAAGCGGAAAAGACUUGCUCGUGAAGCGCACAGUUCCUCCGCAUUUGCUCAAAAGGUUCACGGCUUUAGAGCUAAAUUAUAUAAUAGAAAACGUCACGCAGAAAAGAUACAAAUGAAAAAGAUGAUCAAACAGCAUCAAGAAAAGUCUGCUAAACAAAAUGAUGCACAGGCGGUUCCAGAUGGUGCAAUUCCUACAUAUUUAUUAGAUCGUGAAGGACAACAGAAUGCCAAAAUAUUAUCAAAUAUGGUAAAACAAAAACGUAAAGAAAAGGCUGGAAAAUGGACAGUACCAUUGCCUAAAGUUCGGGGAAUUGCUGAAGAUGAGAUGUUCAGAGUUAUAAAAACAGGAAAAAACAGAACAAAGCAAUGGAAGCGCAUGGUUACAAAGGCAACAUUUGUUGGUGAGGGAUUUACUCGUAAACCACCAAAAUACGAAAGAUUUAUUAGACCGAUGGCAUUACGUUAUAAGAAAGCACAUGUCACACAUCCGGAAUUGAGUGCGACAUUCUAUUUACCGAUUAUUAGCGUAAAGAAAAAUCCUCAAAGUCCCCUUUACACACAACUGGGGGUAAUUACAAAGGGCACAGUGAUAGAGAUAAAUGUUUCUGAACUUGGACUUGUAACAACUUCGGGUAAAGUUGUGUGGGGAAAAUAUGCGCAAGUCACAAAUAAUCCAGAAAACGAUGGUUGUAUCAAUGCAGUUCUUUUGGUUUAA
Cetraspora pellucida is the source of this 936-nucleotide messenger RNA. The record is from the annotation of a GenBank genome assembly. Lineage: Eukaryota; Fungi; Glomeromycota; Glomeromycetes; Diversisporales; Gigasporaceae.